Messenger RNA from Malurus melanocephalus (red-backed fairy wren), 5512 nucleotides. It is a transcript of the gene ACADSB, whose product is annotated as acyl-CoA dehydrogenase short/branched chain. The transcript has 11 exons. Gene Ontology annotation, cellular component: mitochondrion. NCBI's taxonomy places the organism in Eukaryota, Metazoa, Chordata, Aves, Passeriformes, Maluridae. Gene Ontology annotation, molecular function: acyl-CoA dehydrogenase activity; flavin adenine dinucleotide binding. Bases 34 to 1479 code for a protein of 481 amino acids. The record is from RefSeq and is a predicted model, not a curated record.
CUGUCCGCAGGGAGGGAUCCGAGCAGGGAUCCGAUGGCACCCGAGGGACGGGCAGCGACUGAUACACAGCAAAUUCCAUCUGAACAUGAAGAAGAAAAACUUCUUUCUGUGAUGGUGACAGCGCUSGAACAGACUGCCCAGAGAGGGUGUGGAGCCUCCCUCACUGGAGAUAUUCCAGAACCUGUGCCAUGUGUGCUGGGAGGGCCCUGCUUGAGGAGGGAGCUGAGAAGACACAUGCCAGCACACUUGGCUUCUUGGAGGGUUUCUCCCUGUGUUUUCAGAUCCUCCAAAUCAGAACUCAAACCAAAUCUGGCCAGUGAUGGAGUUGUCUAUGCUCCACUUCAGAUGUUCACUGAAGAGGAGGCCAUGCUGAAAGACAUGGUGGCAAAAUUUGCCCAAGAACGAGUUGCACCUUUUGUGCAAAAAAUGGAUGAGACUGCGAAAAUGGAAGACUCUGUUGUACAGGGAUUGUUUGAACAAGGGCUGAUGAGUAUUGAGCUUGGGGAAGAAUAUGGAGGAACUGGAGCUUCAUUUUUUUCAAUCAUAUUGGUGGUAGAAGAAUUGGCCAAAGUUGAUCCAGCUGUGGCUCUUGUGUGUGAACUCCAAAAUACCCUAACAAAUAAGUUGAUUACCACCUAUGGAACAGAAGAACAAAAGAGAACUUACUUGCCCCGGGUGUCYAAAGAUACACUAGGGAGUUUCUGCCUUUCAGAGGCUGGGUCUGGCAGUGAUGCUUUUUCCUUGAAGACUCGAGCUGAGAAGAAAGGAGAUUACUACAUCAUCAAUGGCUCAAAGAUGUGGAUUAGCUUAGCAGAAGAUGCAGGAAUUUUCUUUGUCAUGGCAAAUACAGACCCAUCCUUAGGGUACAGGGGAAUUACAUGCUUCAUAGUGGAUCGCAACACCGAGGGGCUUCAUGUGGGGAAAAAGGAGGACAAGCUGGGAAUCAGAGCAUCUUCCACCUGCCCAGUAACRUUUGACAACGUGAAGGUUCCUGAGACCAAUAUCCUGGGACAGGUGGGACAAGGCUAUAAAUAUGCCAUUGGAAUGCUCAAUACUGGCAGAAUAGGGAUUGCUGCACAGAUGUUGGGACUGGCUCAGGGRUGUUUUGACCGUACAGUUCCCUACACAAAGGAGAGAGUCCAGUUUGGGAAAAGCGUGUUUGAUUUCCAGGGGAUGCAGCACCAGAUUGCCCAGGUGGCCACGCAGCUGGAGGCGGCCAGGCUGCUGACCUACAACGCGGCGCGGCUGGCGGAGGCGGGCAGGCCGGCCAUCAAGGAGGCCAGCAUGGCCAAGUACUUCACUGCUGAGGUUGCAACACUGACAACCAGUAAAUGUAUUGAAUGGAUGGGAGGUGUUGGAUUCACCAAAAAUUAUCCAAUAGAAAAAUACUAUCGUGACUGCAAGAUAGGUACAAUAUAUGAAGGAACUUCAAAUAUCCAGUUGAGCACAAUUGCAAAAUUCUUAGCACAGGAGUACUAAAACCAUAAGGACUUUCUUGACUGUUAYAUGAGAAUUAUUUCCCUGAACACUGCUUGUGAAUUACCCAUUUAUUUGUAAWUACAGAAGGCAUUGAUGACAUCAUAAAUAAGAAUACAUCAUCACAGAUGAAAUUAUAGAGAAAACCAUAAAUUUCYCAUUUCAGGAUAGUGAGUAAUUCACAUGAAAUUGUGAAUUCCACAUCCAAAUCCAAAUUUCUUUCUGCCUGAGAGACUUCCAAGCUAAUGCACUGGAUUUAGCUACCUUAGGUCAUGCCAGCAGUGAAUCUUCAAUUGGAGAUGUCAGAAUGAAAACAAAGGAAUCCAAAUCCCUGGCCUGGCUGGUGGGAAGGGUUCUGUUAAUCCACCUUGGAGAAAGGACUCUCCACGUGCAGCAGAGCUGUGAGUGCUGUGGAGCUGCUGUUGGGAUGUGCUGCCUGCAUUAGCAUGGGGUGCAAAGGGAGGAAAGUGGUGUUUUCCUGUCUCCCAGGUGGAGUGAUGGCUGUGGAGCUGCUGUAAUUGGAGUCAUUUUUAUAGCAGCCCUUAGUGUGUUCUUAAGGAUAUCUUUGUAAUUAAGCCUUUCCAGCCCCAAUUUGUACUCCUGAAAGGUGGAUAAUAUCCACCUCCCUUUCCAGCCUUCUCAGCUGUUAAGGGUUUUAAUCUAAGAGCCUAUUUAUAGUUCUCCUUUCAUAAAAGGUUGAGUUGAAAUCUUUCUGAAAUGGGGUUAAAAAAGCUCUGGUAGUUCUGCAAAAGGACAGAUAUAAGCUGGGUAAUGGGAGUGCUGUGAUACUACCUCACAGUGGCCUUUCCACAUUCAAUGCAUUUUACCAACUUUAAAGGGAGGUGCUGUUAAUUUGCAGACUAGAAUUCCUUGCUCCUGGAAGUUAGUGGUUCUCCAGUAUAGCUUUUCCCUUUUUGAGAGAGAAAAAGGGGAGGGGGUUGGGAAGUAUUUGCUUUUUUUAUUCCUGUCUGUUUACUCUAAAAUUAGACAUUUUAUUUACAGCAGAAACCUCUUCAGUGCUGGAGAGCUAAUUAACUAAUAAUCAAGAGACAGGAAGCUUAAUAUAUGAAAAAUCAUCCUAAUUGCUSUAAUUGGCAAUCUGUUUCAAGUGUUUUGGGGAGGGAAGGAUUGGUUUUCUGGUUUUGGCUGACUUAGAAGAAUCUCAUUUUUAAAGCUUGCUGUUCACUGGUGAUUCACUCUGAGAGGAGCUUAGAAUGUUAGAGGCUGAGACUCCCAAAGGAUUUCCUUAGCAAAACCAGGGCAAAUGACACUUAACAAGUGGGAUUUGUAAAACAAGCAGCCUGCAGUGCCUUAGACAAAAAGCCAAGCAAGGAUGAAAAGCACUAUUAAAAAGUUUUCUGACUUUGAAGCCAAAUAAUUACUUUAGUGAAUUAAUCCCCUUAUAUACAUGCUUUGCCUGUUGAUAGGCAAAGAACUAUUCUGGUGAUUAUCCUUAUGCCAAUAAAAAAGCCCCUCCCACAUGAGUUUGAUCAAGAGCUUUGAGAUUUUCAAAAACACAAGAGUAGGAAAGUAGACUAAAUGGUUUCUGAAGUUUUCUUCUGGCAAUAUUAUUAUUUGUAAUCAUUAUCAUUAUUWAUGUAUUUCAGAUUUGUUUGUGGGCUUUCUUUCAGCUGAUUUGAAACAGCUGGGGAAAUUUAGAUUAGAUUUAAGACUACAGACACCACAACUUUAAUUACAGUUAUUCUGCUCAACAUAGUCUAUCUGUGAAUCUAAAAUGAUCAUAACCACACUCCAAAAUGCUUGAGUUAAUGUUGAUUAAUGUGCAGAGUUGUGCCAAGGCAAGGCAGCCCUUGGCUGCUGAGGUUUAAUCUGCUUUGCUCACAUGAGUGUUCAGAGAUCAGGGCUUGGUUCAUCAUUUUUACUGGGAUCUCCUGGUUUGAGACACRGUCUUGGCUUGGCUUCUGCAGUUUUUUGUGAGACUGAGAAAUGAAUGGCAAUACUUAACUGGUUUAAUACAGUGCCAGAAGCAAAGCCUUUGUGCAGGAAAGUGCAGAGCUCUUUGAAGGACUGUUAAGAGCUGGAGAUAUCCAGGAUUAUGUAAAAAGACUCUUUGUGUUGAACUGUGUCAGGUAUCCAUUUGAAAAAAAUAACCAGGAAAAAAUGACAUUAAUGUGAUUCCUCACAGUCUGAUCUUGGAUGCCUAAGUCCAGGAAACAACCUGAACAUCCUCAUCAGCUAUUCAGCAGUAGCUGAGGAGCCUUUUUUUUCAGCAAAACAAGGUCAAGCCUUUAACAAAUGUUACAGCUGUAAAUAUUUCAUGUCUUUGUUCAUGUCUUUGUAUGCUGUAUUUUAUACACAGUUUUGAAAGAAAUGUGUGUAUUGUAUUUGAUAUUUGUAUACAAAAUUCUGUGGAGGAAUAUGAGCACAAAUCAAUUACAACCCCUGAGUAUCUUUCAUUGUUGUUUUUACAGGACAGAUACCUCUGUGGAGAGCAUUGGUUACUCUGGUCAUUGAUUCUGGGAGGAGUUAACUUAGAGAAUCCCAGAAURAUUUGGGUUGGAAGGGAACUUAAAYCCCAUCCAGUCCCACCCCUGCCAUGGGCAGGGACACYUUCCACUAUCCCAGGUUCCUCCAAGGCCCAUCCAGCCUGGCAUAUUUUCAUCCYCUCAAGCUUGAUUCCAUCACUGCUCUGAACUCAGAUGUUGGAUUWGGAAUGGGAAGUGCUGUGCUGUUGUCCAGGAGCUGUUAAGAGCUGCCUGUGUCCCCCAGCCCUUCUUCUGGUUUGGGACAGGUAUUUGUGGGUGGUCAUAAAUGAUAAUUCUACACUGGGCAUUCUGGGCACGGGCUGCAGAGUUGGGGUGGAGAAUGCUGGGAGGCUUCCUGUGCUUUUUAAAUGCUUUAUAUACUCAGUAUGUAUUUUAUUAGUGAGUUUUUCCUUUUUAUGCCCUUAGUCCAUCCAAUCUGUUAUCCUGGAACUGCAACUUCAGUAUCAAAUGUUGCAUGUGAGYUUCCUGGUUAGAAGACCUGUAUUGACAAUGUAUUAAAAAGUGCCUGAAUUUUCUUUUUGACUUGMUAGAAUGGUAAUCUUGUAUAUUGGGUCACGGUUCUCUAAUAAUCURUCACUUUAAAUUGUUGCCAGAUCUUGCAGUUUUUGUACCAGGAGGGAGCAACUGUGUCAUCUGUCGGGUUUCUCUGGUUCUGUUGGGUUGGUAAUCAAGGUCUGAGGCAGAUUUCCACAGAAGGGUUUAAUCACUACUUGGGAAAUACUCAAAUACAACAUUUCAUAUCACRUUUUCUGUGCUGUUGUUCUUUCUUUCAUAUUUUCUUUUCCCCACAUAAAGAUUGUGUUAGAAAAGGCUUACAUGAAAUACAGAGUAAUUGUUCUUUGGUAGCCUUUUGCUAUGUAAAGACUUUUCUAAUUAACGUGUUACUGCAUUUCCACUUGAAAAUCUUUUGGUGAGAGACACAUUUCAAGUUGUUUUACCAAGCUAAGCUCGACUGGAAACCCAGUCUGUUUUGAAAGCAGCUGUCUGACUUCCCUGAGCUGGUCUUGGGCACACAAAAGCUGAAGAAAUGCUUUUCCUCAGCCCCAGAAUGUAUUCAGGGUAACUAGAAAUAACCACUGUGUUCCCUAAUAGCUUGUUUAAUGUUCAAAAGAACAUGUAGUGUACACUGUAACAUUUUUCCYGGUGAAAUAUUUAGAAAUAUAAAUCAAAAAUAUGUGCAGUCUCACUAGACAGUAAUAGCAUUUUUAUAUUUUUUGUCUUUCAAGAUUACUUGGAUUUACAUCUUUCUGAAACUAUUCUCUCUCUGUCUCAGGAACUGUAGAGCUGCUAAUACUGGAGGACUUAGACAAACCAAAAAAAAUGUAAAGUUUUUUGUGCCUUCAGUCAGGAAUGUGGAGCCAGAUCUGAAGCAAUGACCCACCCCUCGGUGGAACAGAAUCAUUUUCUGAUCAUCCUUUCCAUCACAAUAAGUUUGUCACAAGUGUCUUGUAUGUUUUUGGCCUGAAUUUUUUUCAAGGACACGCUGUAAGAUUUUUCUGUGCACUAAUUUACAUCCUAAAUAUGCAAAU